This is a messenger RNA of Sapajus apella (tufted capuchin), 8236 nucleotides long. RefSeq names its product procollagen-lysine,2-oxoglutarate 5-dioxygenase 2 (gene PLOD2). Gene Ontology annotation, molecular function: L-ascorbic acid binding; iron ion binding; procollagen-lysine 5-dioxygenase activity. The transcript is spliced from 20 exons. Lineage: Eukaryota; Metazoa; Chordata; Mammalia; Primates; Cebidae. Bases 199 to 2346 code for a protein of 715 amino acids. Gene Ontology annotation, biological process: peptidyl-lysine hydroxylation. Gene Ontology annotation, cellular component: endoplasmic reticulum. The record is from RefSeq and is a predicted model, not a curated record.
GCUGCUGUGCGCCUCCGCCGACGACCCGACUGACUCCGCUGCGUUACGCGCCGCUCCGGCUGUCAGCCGCGCGCCUCGCCCGCCUGCUCCCGCCCGCAAUUUCAGCCCGGGGCGGACCUGGGUCCCUGCGCUCUCGCGAGAAGUGCGGCGCUGCGGGGCCGUGGGCGCCGGAGCCCGCGCGGCCCUCCAGGGCCGAACAUGGUGGGGCGCACGGUGACGCCUCAGCUGCUGCUCCUUGUGCUCGUCCUUCACCCCUGGAAUCCCUGCCUAAGUGCGGACUCGGAGAAGCCCUCGAGCAUCCCCACAGAUAAAUUAUUAGUUAUAACUGUAGCAACAAAAGAAAGUGAUGGGUUCCAUCGAUUUAUGCAGUCAGCCAAAUAUUUCAAUUAUACUGUGAAGGUCCUUGGUCAAGGAGAAGAGUGGAGAGGUGGUGAUGGAAUUAAUAGUAUUGGAGGAGGCCAAAAAGUGAGAUUAAUGAAAGAAGUCAUGGGACACUAUGCUGAUCAAGAUGAUCUGGUUGUCAUGUUUACUGAAUGCUUUGAUGUCAUAUUUGCUGGUGGUCCAGAAGAACUUCUAAAAAAAUUCCAAAAGGCAAACCACAAAGUGGUCUUUGCAGCAGAUGGAAUUCUGUGGCCAGAUAAAAGACUAGCAGACAAGUAUCCUGUUGUGCACAUUGGGAAACGUUAUCUGAAUUCAGGAGGAUUUAUUGGCUAUGCUCCGUACAUCAACCGUAUAGUUCAACAAUGGAAUCUCCAGGAUAAUGAUGAUGAUCAGCUCUUUUACACUAAAAUUUACAUUGAUCCACUGAAAAGGGAAGCUAUUAACAUCACAUUGGAUCACAAAUGCAAAAUUUUCCAGACCUUAAAUGGAGCUGUAGAUGAAGUUGUUUUAAAAUUUGAAAAUGGCAAAGCCAGAGCUAAGAAUACAUUUUAUGAAGCAUUACCAGUGGCAAUUAAUGGAAAUGGACCCACCAAGAUUCUCCUGAAUUAUUUUGGAAACUAUGUACCCAAUUCAUGGACACAGGAUAAUGGCUGCACUAGUUGUGAAUUUGAUACAGUUGACUUGUCUGCAGUAGAUGUCCAUCCAAGUGUAACAAUAGGUGUUUUUAUUGAGCAACCAACUCCUUUUCUACCUCGAUUUCUGGACAUAUUGUUGACACUGGAUUACCCAAAAGAAGCUCUUAAACUUUUUAUUCAUAACAAAGAAGUUUAUCAUGAAAAGGACAUCAAGGUAUUUUUUGAUAAAGCUAAACAUGAAAUCAAAACUAUAAAAAUAGUAGGACCAGAAGAAAAUCUAAGUCAAGCAGAAGCCAGAAACAUGGGAAUGGACUUUUGCCGUCAGGAUGAAAAUUGUGAUUAUUACUUUAGUGUGGAUGCAGAUGUUGUUUUGACAAAUCCAAGGACUUUAAAAAUUUUGAUUGAACAAAACAGAAAGAUCAUUGCUCCUCUUGUAACUCGUCAUGGAAAGCUAUGGUCCAAUUUCUGGGGAGCGUUGAGUCCUGAUGGAUACUAUGCACGAUCUGAAGAUUAUGUGGACAUUGUUCAAGGAAAUAGAGUAGGAGUAUGGAAUGUCCCAUACAUGGCUAAUGUGUACUUAAUUAAAGGAAAGACACUCCGAUCAGAGAUGAAUGAAAGGAACUAUUUUGUUCGUGAUAAACUGGAUCCUGAUAUGGCUGUUUGUCGAAAUGCUAGAGAAAUGACUUUACAAAGGGAAAAAGACUCCCCUACUCCGGAAACAUUCCAAAUGCUCAGCCCCCCAAAGGGUGUGUUUAUGUACAUUUCUAAUAGACAUGAAUUUGGAAGGCUAUUAUCUACUGCUAAUUACAAUACUUCUCAUUAUAACAAUGACCUCUGGCAGAUUUUUGAAAAUCCUGUGGACUGGAAGGAAAAGUAUAUAAACCGUGAUUAUUCAAAGAUUUUCACUGAAAAUAUAGUUGAACAGCCCUGUCCAGAUGUCUUUUGGUUCCCCAUAUUUUCCGAAAAAGCCUGUGAUGAAUUGGUAGAAGAAAUGGAGCAUUACGGCAAAUGGUCUGGAGGAAAACAUCAUGAUAGCCGUAUAUCUGGUGGUUAUGAAAAUGUCCCAACUGAUGAUAUCCACAUGAAGCAAGUUGAUCUGGAGAAUGUAUGGCUUCAUUUUAUCCGGGAGUUCAUUGCACCAGUUACAUUGAAGGUCUUUGCAGGCUAUUAUACGAAGGGAUUUGCACUACUGAAUUUUGUAGUAAAAUAUUCCCCUGAAAGACAGCGUUCUCUUCGCCCUCAUCAUGAUGCUUCUACAUUUACCAUAAACAUUGCACUUAAUAAUGUUGGAGAAGACUUUCAGGGCAGCUUUCCCAUUGACCUUCUAUGAGCCAAGAGGAGAAAGAAUUUUAAAAAUACCUAUUUUUGAAAUGAUUUCGUGCUUGUGAUAGCGAGUCAACAAAGAUGAUUCUCAGUGAACCACGCCUCCUAGUACUCAAAUCAUUGUGAACCCAGGUGGGUACUCUGUAACCAAUAGAAUAUGGUAGAAGUAACUGCCUAAUUCCAAAUUGGGUUAUAAAAAGCUGUAUGGUUUUGAUCUCUUGGGACAUUUACUGUUAGGGCUUUCUCUGUAGAAUCCAGAUGCCAUGCUGUGCCCAUGCCACAUGGGAAGGCCAUGUGCAAGCACUCUGGCCAGCAGCUGAAACCAAGCUCCCACAUCAACUUCUACCACGAGUGAAUUAUUUGGACAUCAGUCCCAGAUAAACUUUCAGAUGAAUAUAGCUCUUGUCAACAUCUGCCUGCAACGACAUGUGAGAUGCCUUAGCCAAGAACACCCAGCUGAGCUAAGCAAACCCAUACAGAGCUAUAAAAGAUGAUGAUAACUUAUUAAGUCACUAAGUUUCCACAUGGUUUGUUACACAGCAAUGAAUAACUGAAACAGGAUUAAUUGCCUACAGUGCAUCUCUAAUAGGCUUUUUCUUCUCAAAGCACUUUGCAUACUGGAUUAUUUACUUACCUUUCAUUCUCCUUAGUAAGGCCCUUGGCUCUUUGAGGGCAAAGACUGGGUCUUAUUUCAUCUUUUCUAGACUCUAGCAUACAGUCUGGCAUACAGUAGGUAUUUGUGUGUGACUUGGAAGUUAGUUUUAUGUCUGAUUUUAUUGUAUUUGAAUCAAAAUGAUAUCUGAGGGGGACUAGGUGUUUCGAAUUUAAGAGGUAGCAAAAAAAAAAAAAAAUCUGUAUACUUUAGUUAUGUGAAGUAAAGAUGUGUGAAAGAUUGUACAGUUUGUCCCUGAAUAAAGGAAUAUGUAAGUGGCCUCAAGUUGGAUGAGAGAUGCACUAUGCCAUUCUAAAAAGAAACUGCUAUCACUGUUAUCCUCAGCACUGUGGGCCAAGGGACUGAGAGAAGGAGGGUUCAGCUUAUGAGUAAUUUGUUUAGCAUGUCUAUCAGUAUGUGCUUACUAUGUGUAUUUUUACUAAACAUUCAGUAAAUAUUUUGAAUUGAAUUUGCUUUUAUAAAUCUUAAAGCAGUUUUCUACAAGGUGCUUUAAAAAGUGUUAUUUUACAUAGUGAUUAAAAACUCUAUAUUUUGUCCUCUAAACUAGAAAAUAGUUCUAAAAUAGAAAUAUGUUAAAACAGUGGAUUUUCAAAUACCAAGAGAGUGUAGCUUUGAUAUGUACUGACACUGGAACUAGUGUUGUUACCCCAGUUACAGAUUCCAUUGCCCUUUGGGUAUGGCCUCUCUUGAUUUUGACCAAAUAGCAUUUUAACACCUAUUCAGUAUGGUCUUACAAAUGUGAUAAAUAAUGGAAUGAAAACUUUCUAAUUUCAGAAUUAUGGACCUAUAGGACUCUCUUAAAAAAAUGAAUGAUUUAGGAAAAUUGUAACUGGAGUGAUGUCAGAAAAAAUAGAACCUCUCUUGAGGUUCUUGUGAUGUUGUAUUUUUUAAUCAAUAUAGAGAUGAUAUUUUUAAUUUUUUAAAAUUGGUAAGUGAAUUGCCCAAUCUGAGACAUUUAUAAGGUACCAAAGAGCAAAUUUAAGUAUGUAAAGUAAUAAGAAUUAAGAGAGAGCAAUGAGAUUCAGGAGUUAUAAUAAAUCUAUAUUUCAAAGUAGGUAUGUGAAGAAUGAACAUAAACAUGUCUAACUUGCCAUUGAUUAGAGGGGUUUCAUCUGCUAAAUUGGGACAUUUGUUUUGGCAUUAAACUUUCUAAUCUAUUAUUUUUGGAAAGAAUAUAAUCUACACUAUAUUCCAGACAGUUUCAUCCUCCAAUAGAUUUUCUUGCAAAUAUUUGAUCCAAUGUUACACUAUUUUUUUAAGUUCUAUACUAGAACAAGAAUUACAGAACAUGUAUUUGUCUGUAUGAUGUAAUUAAUUUGUAUCCUCUCUCAGAUAUGUUCAUAGCCCUGAAUCUUAAUCUUCAUUGAUGGUUUACUUUUGUGAGAGUUACAUGUAUAGCUCACUGAAUAUACAUGGGCCUCUUAGAUUUCCUACCCACUAAUAGAUGGAACUAUGGAACUACUUUUGGCCAGUGGCCAAUGAAUAGAAGUUAGGUGAAUUACUGGCAAAGCCACACAUUUAUGAGCCUAUUUUAGAGCCCCUUGAAGCAUAUGUAUUGAUAUGCCUGGAUCUCUGAAUCAGUAUUUGGAAGUAAGUUGUCCUUAAUAGCUGUCAGGACCACAACAGAUUUGUGCAAGAGAGAAAUAAUGUUUCCUAUGUUAAGCCACUGUGUUUUCAAAGCUUACAAGAUCACUUAUUUUAACCUGACUAAAACAAGCAUCCCAUGUGUGAGAAAAAGAUGUAGAUUUCAUUUGGACAAGAUGGAUUUAGGUUUAUGUUGAUUUACAAAUAAUAAAAAUCUAGAGUUAUCUUAGGGUUUGUUAUUCAAUUUGUGUCAUCUAACAAUAGAAUCUGAGGAUUGGAAGUAGUCUUAAAAGCUGUAUAGUCCAAGGUCUGUCCUACCUCUUCCCUAAACAAAUCAUCUUUUAAGCUUGCCUGGUUGUUGAUCACCCAGACUUUACUUGAAAACUUCAUUUAGUGUUCAUGGGUAUCUGUUACAAGCCCAUCAAUGUACCUGAAAUUAUAAACAUGAUUUAGAUAUCAACCCUGCAUUACAGUCUGGUGACAGGCAAUUUACUGCAUCCUAACACAGAAACAGCCAAGCCUUUUCAUAACUGUAAUGAAGACUGUCUUUUGUAACUUCUAUGUAAAGUUUAAAUGAGUAUAUUUGGAAAUUACAUGAAAAACCUAAUUAUGGGUUUAUUAAAUAUUUAACAGCAGUAAUUACAACAGUUGCCUCCCACCUAUCACCCCUCUAUGCCUCACCUCAUUACCUUUUCCACAUUUAAAAAUACCAGAUUCUUCACUAGUCUUUGUAUGACCACCCUUGCUGCUCCUCCCAACCGACUGGCUUGCUGAUUUUACAAGGUCCUAUUUAUCAGUAUCACUCUCCUCAACACUUGGAAUGGUUUAUCAAUAUAGCCAUGGAAGGGUGGUGGCCAGAUCUGGACUUAAUAUGCUAGGUAUUACAAGGUAUAAGUGGUAUAGAAACAAAGAGAAGAAACAUACUUUGUAUUUUUGUUAAUAAAAUUAAGUAUCAAAUAACUUUUGGUAAGGGAUGGGCAUCUGUAUUGCACUGCCCAUAAUUUGCAGUCAGAAAAAAUUUGUUUUCCUUCUCAUAACAACACUGUUAAGCCAUAACUUCAGUUUAUAGUACUUACUCUCACAUUUUUCUUGAGCCAAGUAUAAAAUGCUAUUAAAUUAAAUUUUAUUGGUUUUCAAUUAUAGUUUUAGCCUGUUUCAAUCUUUGUGAAAGUUGAUUCUAUCAAUCAACAUAGUUUAGUCAUUCUCUUCCUGGGCUCAUGCCACCCAAAAGGAUGAGCGAGCUUUCAACAUCGACUCUUGAUACUUUACGAAACUAUUCAGAAAGACCGACCAGAAUUCUAAUGGCUUGCUCUGUACUCUAUACAUUUAUAAUCAAAGGCUGAUCACGGCUACAGUAUUUUUAAACUUGUUCUGUUUUUCAACAAACAAUAUACUUACUUGCAAUUAAAUGAAAAUAAGGCAUCGAUUUCUGAAAUUUUAGAGAGCUACCUUAGAAAUUAAGUUUUAGUUGUUGUCAGCCUUGGCCUCCUAUUAAAAUCACCUGGGAACUAUUAAAAGCAUUUAAUGCUGUGACCCUACCUAGACCUAUUAAAUUCCAUUCUCUGGGGGUGAGGCCGGGCCAUCAGUUAUUUUAAAAGUUCUCCAAAUGCUUCUAAUGUGAAGAAAAGGUUGGGAGAAUCUGAUCUAGCUUAGCACUUAAAGGUUAUACUGCUUAUUUCUACCACUACACAACACUUAUAUACUGAGUUUACUGCAGUGAAUUAAUGGAGCUAUUUUAAGUGGAAAAUGUCUGAUCAGUCGUUAAAUAGCAGUAUAAGUGAAAUCUAUAACUAAAAUUCCUAUUUUGAAAGACAAAAAGAAAAACCGACUUCUCUUUGAGGGCAUGCUAUACCCAGGGACUUGGCUAGUGCUAAGGAGGGCAUGGUAGACCUCCUGGGAUCACACAAAGAACAAGCAGCUCCUGCUUGGUUUUACCCAAUAGCCUGAUUCCCCUCAGUCAUUCUGUGAUGCUAAAGCCUCUCAAUUCCUAGGACAUGAUUUGAGAAAUUUCAUAAAGUCUCAAGUCGUUCUUUCAGGUUAUUUGUGUCAGGGUCUGAACCAAAGACACUGACCCAGUGACAGAUGAACAAAUUCACUCAAACGUAAAUAAAUCUCCAGUGAAAGAGUGGGCUGGGGAUCCAUGGUCACUCACAGACACUCCUGAGAGAGAUAGCGGCCAUGGCCCUGACCAGCUGGCCCUCUAGGCAUUUAUUCAGUAUGGAUUCAAUAACAGAGGAAAUGAGUCAACACACUUGUGGAUUAAAGGCCAGGUUCCAAGGCCUAAAGCAAACAUAGUUGUGGGUGAUGAACCUGGUCACCUUCCUCCUGAGAGAGCCAUCCAGCAUGCGGAUGAUUAAAGGUUAGUUUUAGGACCACAAGUUAUUCAGAUAAAUUCCCCCACAUUCCCUAGUUAUUUGCUUUUCUUUAUCAACUAGGGGAUUAGGCUGCCUUCAUCCAAAACUUCUGAAACUAUGCAAACUUUUCGGCCUUCCUGGAAGGUUUGUGACUAAAUUCUAUAAUUUUAUAGUCUUUCCAAUCAUCCUGACUGAACUCCCACAUAUUUGUACAAUGGGGAAGAAAGUAUCUAUACCUUAGCCUCUUUCCCAUGUCUAUGACAGAUCACCUGGCCUAGUGCUAAGGAAGGCAUGGUAGACCUCCUUAGGUGCUUGAGUAUCUUACAGAUUGUUCACCUAUGGUUGAAAAGCUCUUAUCAAAAUGCUCUUACUUUUAUUGAGCUGAUAAAGUUGCCAGCCUAACUUCUAUCUAUUCGUUCUGGCAUUGCCUCCUGGAGGAACACAGACUAUGUUGACUGUCUGUUCCAUAUGUUAGCAAUGCAGAUAUAUCAUAAUUUUCCUAAAUCUGCUCUUCCAGAAAAGAUUUCAGGCUUUCAAAACCAUAUAAUCAUCCUGUCCUUGGUGACUCUGUUUUUCUCCUUUGUCAACAUCACAUUUCACAAUGUGUCACCUGGAAUAGCAGAACAACCUGGCUAUAAGAGUGGUUCUGAUUUGAUCUGGUCAUUGUAUUUCUAGAAACGAGGCCCAAGAUUUUAUCAGUUUUUACCAGGUCAUACCACGUUGUCUUAAAAUAUCAAUGAUUUUCAAACCAGGCUGCACAUUAAAAUCACUUGGAAGAGCUUUGAAAAAUAUACCUAUGUCAUUUGCUGUCAAUGGUGAUACAAGUUCCCUUGUAUCAAUAUGAUAUAAUUAUGUCAUCAGGGUAUAAUGAUGAUACCCUGUUCUACCCUUGCCAAUUAAAUCAAUCUCUGGGGGUAAGGCCCAGGUAUAGUGAUUUUUAAAAGUAUUUCAGUGAUUCUAAUGUGCAUCUAAAUGAGUUACAUUCUUAAAUGUGGUUUCUCUCAACUUGUAGGGAAAUAUAAUUUGUUGUUGUUUGAAUGUAAAUAUCAGGCUUUUGAUCUGUUCUAGUUUAAUUUUCUGACAAUAGUAGCCCCAGAAUUUUCAAAUAUAAUUCUUGAAGAUUAUAACAAGUUAGAUUAGUGUUUAUGUCCAUAAAAUGUUUAGAAAAGUUUGAAAAGGGCUUUGAAAAAGUAAAGAUUAAUUUAGUGUUAAUAUUUCUAAUAUUGUUGGGUUUAUGCAUAAUAUAAUUUGGUUAAGAUGUAUCAUAAAUAAAAGUAUUUUAAGAU